Messenger RNA from Falco peregrinus (peregrine falcon), 973 nucleotides. RefSeq names its product alkB homolog 2, alpha-ketoglutarate dependent dioxygenase (gene ALKBH2). The transcript is spliced from 3 exons. NCBI's taxonomy places the organism in Eukaryota, Metazoa, Chordata, Aves, Falconiformes, Falconidae. Gene Ontology annotation, biological process: DNA repair. The record is from RefSeq and is a predicted model, not a curated record. The coding region runs from base 84 to 800 and encodes 238 amino acids.
GGCCCCUGAGGUGCUGCUGGCCUUUUCAGGGUCGGCAGGCCUUGCUGCCGGGGGAGGGGGUGACGCCGCUCUCGUGGCCUCCGAUGGACCGAUACGUGGUCAAACGCCCUCCCGGGGAGGUGGGGGACGGUGGCGGGAAGAGGCCCCGGGCAGAGCGGCCCGCCGCGGGGCAGCCCCCCUGGCAGGAGAUCCGCGCCGAGGGCCUGAGCUGUGAUUACCGGCUCCUCUUCGGCAAGGCCGAGGCUGAUGCGCUUUUCCAACAGCUGGAGGAGGAGGUGGAGUACUUCCAAGGUGAAAUGACAAAAUUGCAUGUGUUUGGUAAAUGGCACAACAUUCCAAGGAAGCAGGUAACCUAUGGAGACCCUGACUUAACAUACACUUACUCAGGCGUUACCUUCUCUCCUAAGCCGUGGAUCCCAGUUCUCAACCGUAUCAGAGACCGCAUCACUUCGAACACAGGACAUACUUUUAAUUUUGUUCUUAUUAACAGAUAUAAAGAUGGUGGAGACCACAUAGGCGAACAUCGAGAUGAUGAGAGAGAACUGGUUCCACGCAGUCCUAUUGCAUCCGUGUCUUUUGGAGCUUGCAGAGACUUUGUUUUCAGGCACUGUGAUUCCCGAGGGAAAAAUGCAACGCGCCACAUUAAGCCCAUCAAACUGCAGCUGGCCCAUGGUAGCCUGCUGAUGAUGAAGUACCCCACCAAUGUGUACUGGUACCACAGCCUGCCCACCCGCAAGAGCGUGCUUGCCCCAAGAAUCAACCUCACAUUUCGGAAAGUGAGGACUACAGGCAAGAAGUGAAUAUUCAGCAAUCAAGCGCCAGAUCUUUUGGCUCUGAAAAUCAAAGAUGUAACUGUCAAUUUCUCUUUCAAACAGUCGUUGGUGAUCCAAGGUACCGGAUGAGCAAAUUAAACCAAGGGAGGCAAUAGUGUACUCAGUAACUUGCUAAUAAAGACUGCGACUACUGAUCGUAA